Callorhinchus milii (elephant shark) is the source of this 2349-nucleotide messenger RNA. Its product is annotated as G protein-coupled receptor kinase 6. The transcript is spliced from 16 exons. Gene Ontology annotation, cellular component: plasma membrane; cytoplasm. NCBI's taxonomy places the organism in Eukaryota, Metazoa, Chordata, Chondrichthyes, Chimaeriformes, Callorhinchidae. Gene Ontology annotation, biological process: signal transduction; protein phosphorylation; regulation of signal transduction. Gene Ontology annotation, molecular function: G protein-coupled receptor kinase activity; ATP binding. The coding region runs from base 70 to 1749 and encodes 559 amino acids. The record is from RefSeq and is a predicted model, not a curated record.
AGCGGAGAGCUAACGGGAGAGGGGCGGCGGCGGUGCGGAGCGGAGCGGAGCGGACACUCGCGGCUUCUCAUGGAGUUGGAGAACAUUGUGGCCAACACAGUGCUGCUGAAGGCGCGGGAAGGAGGAGGUGGAAAGCGGAAAGGGAAGAGUAAGAAAUGGCAGCAGAUGUUGCAGUUCCCCCAUAUCAGUCUGUGUGAGGAGCUGAGGCUAACAAUUGACAAGGACUACAACAACCUGUGUAUCAGACAGCCCAUUGGGCGUCUCCUCUUCCGCCAGUUCUGUGAUUCUUGGCCUGAGCUAUUGCGCUGCGUAAGGUUCCUGGAUUCAGUGGAAAACUAUGGGGUGACUCCGGAUGAAAAACGAAAAGAUUGUGGUCAACUCCUGAUUGACCUGUUCCUAAGCCAAAAGUCUCCAGACUAUAUACCUGAGAUCCCCUGUGAACUGGUCAGUAAAUGUUCACAACAAUUGAACCAAGGUGCUUGCAAGGAGUUGUUCUAUGAAUGCAACAUGCUGGUCCAUGACUAUCUGAGUGUGGCUCCUUUUGCCGACUACCUGGACAGUCCAUACUUUAACCGCUUUCUGCAGUGGAAAUGGCUAGAAAGGCAGCCUGUGACAAAGAACACGUUCCGACAAUACCGAGUCCUGGGGAAGGGUGGAUUUGGAGAGGUGUGCGCUUGUCAGGUACGGGCAACAGGAAAGAUGUACGCCUGCAAAAAACUGGAGAAGAAACGCAUCAAGAAGCGAAAAGGAGAGGCCAUGGCACUUAAUGAGAAGCAAAUUUUGGAAAAAGUGAACAGUAGGUUUGUAGUCAGUUUGGCCUAUGCUUAUGAAACAAAAGAUGAGCUGUGUUUGAUUCUUACCCUGAUGAAUGGUGGAGACCUAAAGUUUCACAUCUAUCACAUGGGUGAGACUGGCUUUGAUGAGAAGAGAGCAACAUUUUAUACAGCAGAGAUCUGUUGUGCGCUGGAGGACUUGCAUCGAGAGAGGAUCGUGUACAGGGAUCUGAAGCCAGAGAACCUUCUACUAGAUGACCAAGGUCAUAUCCGGAUCUCAGACCUGGGCCUUGCAGUCUACAUUCCUGAAGGGCAGACCAUCAAGGGCAGAGUGGGCACUGUGGGAUAUAUGGCUCCUGAAGUUGUGAAGAACGAGCACUAUACAUUCAGUCCUGACUGGUGGGGCUUGGGCUGCCUCCUGUAUGAGAUGAUCGAAGGACAGUCACCCUUUCAGCAGCGCAAGAAGAAGAUCAAACGGGAGCAGGUGGAGAGGCUGGUGCGGGAAGUACGGGAGACAUACUCUGAGAAGUUCUCGACAGAAGUCCGUUCCCUCUGUGUCUUGCUCCUGAAUAAGUGCCCUCAGCUGCGUCUGGGCUCUGAGGGUGGUGCCCAAGAGGUGAAACAGCAUCCCUGCUUCCACAACAUCAACUUUAAGAGGCUGGAGGCAGGAAUGGUGUGUCCGUCAUUUGUACCUGACCCACAAGCAAUCUACUGCAAGGACGUAUUGGAUAUCGAGCAGUUUUCCACUGUGAAGGGCGUGGAGCUGGAUCCUUCCGACAAUGAUUUCUACAAGACAUUUGCCACCGGUUGUGUGUCCAUCCCCUGGCAGAAUGAGAUGAUCGAGACGGAGUGCUUUAAGGAGCUGAACGUAUUCAGCACAGAUGGAACAGUGACCCCAGACCUGGACUGGAGGGGACAGCCCUCAGCCCCACCCAAGCGGGGUCUGCUGCAGCGGCUCUUUAGCCGACAGAAGUGAGUUACCUUUGGCUGUUGGUGCCAGUGUGCGUGGCUGGAGUGGUCGGUUUCCCCGGAUCAGGCUUCGGAAAGAGUCUGGCAUUGCUUGCUGCUCUAGUCCUGCCACCUGCUGCACACUUACUGCUCAUCUUAAAUCUCUGUGGUGCUUAGACCCAAGACGCUUCUUUGUCCAUUGCCCCGAGCAGUCUCCCUCUAUCAGACAGAGCUUGUCAGCAUCUCAGGGACAGCCUGGGUUGUGUAGCUGUCUGUGCUGUACCCUACGGCCUAUGCUCCAUCCCCAAGCUCCUCCAGCUGUAUCCCAGUGUCCGCAUUUCAUUUCUACAAAGAUCGCUUUGCUUUUCUUCCUAUAUGCUCUUGCUCUCUCCCAGGUCUGCUGCCGAAGCUGUCCUGCCAGUAAGGAGGAACCAACGAGGCUCUAGACAAGGACCAGCAGGAGUGGGAUCACCGAGAUCACUGUUAUCAGAACUACCGACAGUGAGACUGGACCACAUCCCUCUGCCACGACACUCUUCACUCUUGCAAAUAGAUUUUGUAUUUUAAUAUAAAUAUUGGGAAUAUAUAUUUUAAGCAAACAUAAUGUACAUGUACAGCUGGAAUGAUA